AUGUGGACCACCAGACCAGACCUGCCUAAGGGUCACAUUGACCUGGGAGAGUUUGUCAUUAAAUGUAUAACAAAGGAUGACAAGGAUUCUGCUUUUACUAGAAAAAUAUAUGAUGUAGUGUACGUGGACCAGGAUACUUACAGCGUGCUGCAGAUCUUCAAGUCAGAGCUGCACCCCUCUGUGUACAAGCUGCAGUCUGGGGAGAAGGAAGGGCUCAGUCUCUAUGGGAUACUGAAUCACUGCAGGUGCAAGUUUGGCUCCAAACUGCUUCGCCAGUGGUUUCUGAGGCCUACUCGUGACCUGGCGGUGUUAAACAGGAGACAGGAAGUUGUGAGAUUCUUCUCCUGUCCACGCAACUCUGACUCCCUAAACACUUUGCAGUCCUCCCUACGCAACAUCAGGAACAUGCCGACUCUCCUGCGUUCGAUGUCUCUGUCUCACACCAAAGUCUCUGACUGGCAGGGUCUCUACAAGACAGUGUGUAUCAGGGACACAGUGCGCUCCCUGCCUCAGUCCAUCCAACUCUUCCAGGAGAUCAGUGAGGGAUUCUCAGAUGACCUUUACUACAUCGCCUCACUCAUCAGCAGAGUGGUGGACUUUGAGGGCAGUUUAGCAGAAAACCGUUUCACUGUCAAACCCAAUGUGGACCCUGCUAUAGACGAGAAGAAGAGGAGGAUGAUGGGACUGUCUGACUUCCUGACAGACGUGGCUCACAGAGAGCUGGAGCACCUGGACACCUGCAUCCCCUCCUGCUGCGUCAUCUACAUCCCCCUGAUAGGGUUCCUACUCUCAGUCCCUCGGUUGCCCAGCAUGGUGGAGAAAGAGGACUUUGAGAUUGAGGGCCUUGACUUCAUGUUUCUGUCUGAGGAGCGUCUGCACUACCGCAGUCAGAGAACCAAUGAGCUAGAUGACCUGCUGGGAGACUUACACUGUGACACCAAAGGUCAGGCUAUGUCGCAUGCUCUGAACCACAGCAGCGGUCACUCACUGGUCCUGAUUGAUGAGUUUGGGAAAGGAACUAACACGGUGGAUGGGCUUUCCCUUCUAGCGGCAUCUAUCUCUCAUUGGCUGAAAAGAGUUCCAGCUGAGGUUCCUCACAUUCUAUUGGCCACUAACUUCCACAGUCUGCUACAGCUGGGUCUCCUACCUUCCUCAGGCCUGCUGUCACUACUGACUCUGGAGACAGCGGUGGAUGGGGAUGAAUUAGUGUUUCUGUACCAGCUGAAGGAGGGGAUCUGUCGCUUCAGCUACGCAGCCAACUUCGCUACACUGGCAGACCUUCCCCCUAGCCUCGUACAGAGAGGAGUGGCGGAAAGCUACACCACACACACAGACUACUAUACAUUUUAUAACCCCAAUGAGUUUCACUCCUUUCCCCUGUGGAAUGUCCAUGUGAAGAAGUUUCUGUGUGUGGACCUUGAGGACCAGAGUGUGGAUCUGCAGCGCUACAUGAAGGAGGAGCUGCUUCCCUCUGGAGGAGACCUGCUCUAACAGCAACGCUACUGUUGUCUGUCUAACAGCAACGCUACUGUUGUCUGUCUAACAGCAACGCUCCUGUUGUCUGUCUAACAGCAACGCUCCUGUUGUCUGUCUAACAGCAACGCUACUGUUGUCUGUCUAACAGCAACGCUACUGUUGUCUGUCUAACAGCAACGCUACUGUUGUCUGUCUAACAGCAACGCUACUGUUGUCUGUCUAACAGCAACGCUACUGUUGUCUGUCUAACAGCAACGCUACUGUUGUCUGUCUAACAGCAACGCUACUGUUGUCUGUCUAACAGCAACGCUACUGUUGUCUAUCUAACAGCAACGCUACUGUUGUCUGUCUAACAGCGAACGCUACUGUUGUCUGUCUAACAGCAACGCUCCUGUUGUCUGUCUAACAGCAACGCUACUGUUGUCUGUCUAACAGCAACGCUCCUGUUGUCUGUCUAACAGCA
This is a messenger RNA of Oncorhynchus gorbuscha (pink salmon), 1939 nucleotides long. Its product is annotated as mutS protein homolog 5-like. Lineage: Eukaryota; Metazoa; Chordata; Actinopteri; Salmoniformes; Salmonidae. Gene Ontology annotation, molecular function: ATP binding; ATP-dependent DNA damage sensor activity; mismatched DNA binding. The transcript has 17 exons. The record is from RefSeq and is a predicted model, not a curated record. Gene Ontology annotation, biological process: mismatch repair; chiasma assembly. Gene Ontology annotation, cellular component: nucleus. The coding region runs from base 1 to 1491 and encodes 496 amino acids.